Molecule: messenger RNA, 1938 nt
Organism: Puccinia triticina
Lineage: Eukaryota; Fungi; Basidiomycota; Pucciniomycetes; Pucciniales; Pucciniaceae
Exons: 6
Coding region: 1-1938 (645 amino acids)
Biological process (GO): phosphatidylethanolamine biosynthetic process; phosphatidylcholine biosynthetic process
Cellular component (GO): cytoplasm
Molecular function (GO): ethanolamine kinase activity; choline kinase activity
Source: RefSeq, a predicted model, not a curated record
AUGCAAGCUAGCGUCGGUCUCGAACUCAUCAGCUCAAGCUGGACUCACUCCAUCCACAGCCACAAGUCUUCCAUCAGCUCCCAGCCAACCCUGGCCGAGGACGACCGCCACAACCGCUCCUCAUCAUCUCUAUCCGAUCUCGAAGACGAAUCAGAACCCCCAGUCGAAUACUCCGACGCCCCCGUACAUGCCGAGGGCGUACCCCAAUCCAAUACCAAACUAUUCGCAAAGAACUAUCGCACCCGUGAAUUUUGUGACAGCCUAUUCGAACUCCUGCGCUCUCAGCUCAAGCUACCCGGAUGGUCAACGCUCUCUGAUCAACACAAGCCAUCUAUCACCAUCUCCAAAGUCAGCGGCAGUCUCACCAACGCCGUCUUCUUUGUCUCUUGUCCGCCACCCGACCCAGCCAGUCAGCCUCAAUCGAACACCCAACUACCCCACCAAACAUCACCACCCACUGUCCUCUUGCGAAUCUAUGGGCCAUCCUCCGGCACGCUGAUCUCUCGCAAGGAGGAACUCCAUCUGCUGCAUACCUUGUCCGCUAAAUACGGCAUCGGACCCCUGCUACUCGGCACAUUUGAUAACGGUAGAGUCGAACAGUUCUUCAAAUCUCGACCUCUGACCAAGGAAGAGGUGAGAGACCCUCAGAUCAGUACUUGGAUCGCCCGAAAGAUGUCUGAACUUCACUCAGUUGACCUCUCUACCGUCAUCGACUCCGAUCAUGACCCCCGAAAUCAAUCUCAAUCAAGCUGUCGAGCCAACUCACUCAGUAGCGAUAGCAAAUGGAUGCCAGCUGCCAUCAAUUCCCCCUCCAUGAACCACUCAGCUAGCCCCCUUACUACACCUCAACUGCGCUCCUUAAACUACAGUAACUCUACUCGUGAAGGUCAAAAGUCACUCAGCAUGGCCGUCGGCUCGAAAUCAGCCAAAGCCGGUGUCUGGAAUAACAUCACCCGUUGGCAACACGAAGCCACCAAGGUGUUUGUGGACAUCACCAAAGCGCUCGAGAAACUGGGAAUUCAACCACUCCUUCCCACGACAGACGAAGAAGAAGAUCCCCUCGAACGAUUCAGAGCUACGCCUUUCCCCCUCUCAUCCCCUCAAGCGCUCGCCGAGUUCGUCAAGAUCGUCGAUUUGCCCCGUCUCAUCCUCGAAAUGAAAGCCUACCGUGCCUGGAUCUAUAACCACGAGAGGAUCAACGGCAAAAGCCCCAGGAUCUUUAGCCACAAUGAUACCCAGUGUGGGAAUCUGUUGUUGCGUCAAGAUGACGAUCCUUUGCUAAGAGAGCAGCCUCAAGAUCAGAUCAUGGUAAUUGAUUUUGAAUAUGCUUCGGCGAAUCCCCGAGGUUUUGAUAUUGCCAAUCAUUUUCAUGAGUGGUGUGCAGAUUACCACCACCCCACACACUCAUACUCCCUGACCAGGCACGGAAAUUAUCCGACGUAUCCUGAGCGAAAGAGGUUCUAUCGAGCAUACCUAGGGAUCGACUGUGAAUACAGCAAAACUAACUCGACCGUCAAAGAAGAAGAUCCGUCUGAAUCGAGCCCCAAGUCGUAUAUCAAGCGAUUCAAAGACUGUGAGAUCAGCGAGCUUAACUUGGACGAGCCGAGUGACUUGGCGACGCCCACGAAAGCGAGCUUUGUGUCAAAGGGCGGCCACGGUGGGAUAGUCGAGAAGGAGGAGGACGGAGAAGUGACGAGCUUGGAGCAAGACGUCAGCCUCUGGAGCCCCGCCUCGCAUGCCAUGUGGGCCCUCUGGGGCCUCGUCCAGGCGAGAGACGACCUCAAAGUCCAGCUCGAUCGCUGGCUCUCUCUCCCGACCCUGUCCCUUGCUAAUCCGUCCACCGACGAGUUCGAGUUCGACUACUUCUCCUACUCCGCUGAGAGGAUCAUCCUCUUUCGCAGACUCCUGGCCCAGCUCGCCCCCCCUCUCGUCGUCUGA